AUAUUUAUAACCGGACAUUCUCAACUGACGUCAUCAACUCGAAAUAAAAGGAGAUUAUCAUGGUUCUUCGUCCCAUUGUCAACAUGGAACUCCUAUUAUCUGUCUUUAUAAUAGUUAGUUCUAUGCUUUUAGCAUUUGCCCAAGGUCCGGCUUGGGAAGGACGUGGUGAAGAAAGAGGACCUUCUUUUGGCGGAUCGGAAGGAGAAGAUAGAUUUUCAGGACCCAGAGGGUUUGGUGGUCCAGGUAGACACAGAGGACCUGGUGGUCCACCUGGGCACAAAAUGCCAAUGAUAAUGAUUCCCAUGUAUAGUGAGUGUCAGAAUUUUACAUCUGUCAUGACUGAGAAAUUUAAAGAAAUGUGGACGAAUAAAGAGAUCGGACCCGGACAGUGUGAAGGAGAUCACCAUGAUUGUAUGCUGAAAGACAUGGAAAAAGUUCGAUGCCGGGUGCAAGCUACACCUACUAAAGAAUGUGUAGAAAAGCUGAGGGCGUUUAUGCAAGGUGACACUUGUUUAAAUGAUGGAGAGGGUAAAGAUGAAGAUAAUGAGCCUUAGUAUGAAAAUAAACAAAAAAAAUAGUUCUGAAAUAAAUAGAAAAAGACAAAAAUUAGAAAUAAAGAAACUAUAA
Parasteatoda tepidariorum (common house spider) is the source of this 627-nucleotide messenger RNA. RefSeq lists its product as uncharacterized. The record is from RefSeq and is a predicted model, not a curated record. NCBI's taxonomy places the organism in Eukaryota, Metazoa, Arthropoda, Arachnida, Araneae, Theridiidae.